UCAUCGCCAACGUUUCGGGCACUUGAGGGCGCCGCAUUAAAAACCGAAGUCCCAACCCGCCCAAAAUAAGAAACUAGGUUUUCGUCAUAUAAGAGUCCUUCAGCUUCAAAACUCGCUGUCUCGGCUGCACGCCUGUUUCUCCGCCUCCUCUGGUUCCUAGAUCCUUAACAAAAAAUCUUUUAUACGCUCACAAGAAAGAUGCAGAAUGAGGAGGGACAGAUUACUGAACUUUACAUUCCAAGGAAAUGCUCUGCAACAAAUAGAUUGAUAACGGCAAAGGACCAUGCCUCCGUGCAGAUUAACAUUGGGCAUUUGGACGAGAAUGGUAUCUACAAUGGUCAUUUCUCCACAUUUGCUCUAUGUGGUUUCAUUCGUGCCCAGGUGGAAACAAGGGAUGGCACGAAGGAAGAUGAUGAUAUUGUUGAGGUUUUGGAAACUGAUUUCCCAUGGCGAUGUCACUGCCAUUGCUGAAGCAAGGGAUGGCACAGAGGAAGAUGAUGACAUUGUUGAGGUUUUGGAAAUUGAUUUUCGACGGUGAUGUCGCCGCCAUCACUGAGGACUUCCUUGGAUGCGAUGGGGUUUCAAUCGCCGACCAAAUGGUUUCGAAAGGAAGAACUGACAAAGUGAAUCAGUGAAGAACAAAACCCAUAGCACCCUCCAUGACUUCUCUCUACAAAUUGAUAAGAGAGGGGGAUGAAGACAAAACGACAGGGAGCAGUGGAAGUGGAAUCAGUGAGGGAGGAGGUCAUUGAUGUUGGUGAAGGGAAUAGAAUGAGUGAUGGCGGUUGAGCAGCGGAGUUGUAAUAUCACGCUCCACUGUCGGCUACACCAAUUCCCAGCCAAAAAAAAUAAACAAGAAGAAGCAAACUCAAAUUAACAUUCACCUUCAACAUUAAAAACCACCAUCGGACCCAUUCCAGAAAUUGCCACCUACCUUCAUCACCUAAUCCAUUGGAAUCAUUCCAAACCAAUACACCCCAUACUAAAAAAAAAAAUGGCAAACCCAUUUCAACACCCACUUCCAUCACCAAACCAAAAUUUCAAAUCCCAACCUUGUCAAACCUCUCUAGGUUGAGGCCAUGGGUUCAUCUUCAUUUUUCAAGCUUCAAAAAUCAGAUCUACAUUUUACGCCAAAAAAAAAUCAAACAAUCAUCCAUCAAGAACCAAAUUUCAUAAAGACCAACAAAAGAAAAAGAGAAUCGGAGCAUCACUAUAAGCAUCGACCAAAGCAAGGGGUUGUAGAUCAAAAUCAAAGCAAAUGACUACAAGCGUCGACCACAAGAUAAAAAAUCGAGAGGGAGGGAGGGAGUUGAAAAUAGUGUGAGAUGAGUGCCGUUGAAGACCAAAGUUGAUGGCAUUGUUGCUGUUAGGUAGGGAUGGUGUUGAUGGCCUUGUUGCUAUUCGGAGCGGGAUGAGUGUUGAAAAUGGUGGUGGGGUGGAAUGUUGAAAAUCUGAGUGGGGUGGAGGGGCAAAUCUGUCUUAAAAUUUGAUUAGUGGUACAAUUCUAUGGAACUCAUCUCAUUUUCAUGGGUCUCUUCAUGGAAUCCAAUUCAACCACUUUUGGUGAAAUUCAAUUCCAUUUGGAAAUCAAAUUCAGGCAUACCAAACUAACAUUUUUUUUUUCAAUUGCAUAUCCAUUUCUAAAUCCAUGUUUUAAAUUCUAGCGUAUCAAAUGGAACCUUGAUGCUUUUGAUGUCAUUGUAGUGGAGGGUUGCCCAUGGGACAUGUGGUUAUAUGGCAUGCUGUGAUAUUGAUAAUGUCAUUUAAGGUGCAUGUCUAAGGCGAGUCUUGUGAUAACGUUUUUUUUUCCAGGGAGAUGCUGAUAGUGCAUUAGAUCGUUUAUGGCAGAAGAAGAAAGUCGAAG
Messenger RNA from Prosopis cineraria, 1864 nucleotides. RefSeq names its product 40S ribosomal protein S21-like. Gene Ontology annotation, biological process: endonucleolytic cleavage to generate mature 3'-end of SSU-rRNA from (SSU-rRNA, 5.8S rRNA, LSU-rRNA); endonucleolytic cleavage in ITS1 to separate SSU-rRNA from 5.8S rRNA and LSU-rRNA from tricistronic rRNA transcript (SSU-rRNA, 5.8S rRNA, LSU-rRNA); translation. Bases 199 to 471 code for a protein of 90 amino acids. Gene Ontology annotation, molecular function: structural constituent of ribosome. Lineage: Eukaryota; Viridiplantae; Streptophyta; Magnoliopsida; Fabales; Fabaceae. Gene Ontology annotation, cellular component: ribosome; cytosolic small ribosomal subunit. The transcript has 4 exons. The record is from RefSeq and is a predicted model, not a curated record.